Molecule: messenger RNA, 2001 nt
Organism: Nematolebias whitei (Rio pearlfish)
Lineage: Eukaryota; Metazoa; Chordata; Actinopteri; Cyprinodontiformes; Rivulidae
Gene: triobpb
Product: TRIO and F-actin binding protein b
Exons: 12
Coding region: 314-1945 (543 amino acids)
Biological process (GO): positive regulation of substrate adhesion-dependent cell spreading; actin filament organization
Cellular component (GO): actin cytoskeleton
Molecular function (GO): actin filament binding
Source: RefSeq, a predicted model, not a curated record
GAACUCUUCUUCACGCCUCCGCUUAUCAGAAAAGUUUGGACUUUUAUUGCAUCUCUUCGAAAAGCUCAGCCUGUCGUCCGCAUUUGGCAGGACAAAUGCCGAUUUUCUUUUUUACAGUAGAAAGUGUCCUUUGAGGUGUCGGCGAGGUUCAAACGUGAAAAUGAAUGGCGGGGUUUGAUCUAAACGAGCGCAGCGGGCGCGAGACAGUAAGGUGCUUUCUGACCCAGACGUUUAGCUAACCUGAGAAAUCGGAUUAAAAGUUGUUUUUUUGUGUAUUUUAUUUUAUUUUUUUACCUUACCGGAUCCUGUUAUCAUGACGCCGGACCUCUUAAAUUUCAAAAAGGGAUGGAUGUCAAAACUAGACGACAGCGGGGAGUGGAAGAAACACUGGUUUGUCCUGACUGACGCCGGGCUCAAGUAUUACAGAGACUCAACAGCAGAGGAGAAAGAUGACUUGGACGGGGAGAUUGACCUGAAAUCCUGCGUGAAGGUGUCAGAGUUUGAUGUGGAGAAAAACUAUGGGUUUCAGAUACAGACGCGGGAGGCUGUGUUCACGCUGUCUGCCAUGACAGCUGGGAUCAGGCGGAACUGGAUCGAGGUUUUAAAGAAGUGUAUUAGACCCAGCAGCUCUCCAGACUUAACCCAGUUACCCGACAAUAACAGUGACAAGGAAAAUUCCCACGCACGGCUUUUGUCGUCUUCCCGCCUCCAGUCUUUACGCCACGGCAACUCUCAGUCAGAAGUUUCGUCCUCGGCCCUUGUGACGAAGCACAGGUUCGACUACGUGGAACUCUCCCCUGUUCCCGUCUCCUCCGGUUCUCUUCCAGCCGGUCAGCGAGAAGCAGGAGAAGGACAGGGGCGUGAGCACAGCCAGUGGCAGGAGGAAAGGAACACGAGCAGCCAAUGGGAGGCCGUCCUGUCCACGAAGGGCCCUGGCCUGGGGUCAAACCAGAGGCUCCACAUGGAGGAUGAAAUUGAGAGAAAAUGGGCGGAGCUUGAACGAAUGCCAUUUAAAGAUAUGAGCUCUUUACCUCCGACAGGAUUGCAGUCUUCUAGCCAGUCAGCCAACGAGGCGCUGCAGAGGGAGGUGGCGUCACUGAGGCAACAGCUGGAGCGACUACAACAGGGAGGACGGGGAGGGGGAGGAAGAGCGCGGGGCGUCUGUGGUCCUGAAGCCCCCUGCAGCCGCAGCCUGGCAGCCAUGGAGCGCGCUCACAAACAGGCCCUAGAAGAACUGCAGAGGCAGCACGUGCGACAGAUGAGGGAACUGGAGAGGGAGAGGGACAGGCUGCUGCUGGAGGAGACUCAGGACACGGCACGAGUGAUGGAGGCUCUGAAGAAAAGACACGUAGAGGAGCUGGAGAGGGAGGUGGAGAAAGUGAAGAGGCUGAGCAGCGGGAAGUUCGAUUCACAGACUCUACGAGCUCAACAGCAGGAAGAAGCUCAGUCCUUGCAGAGGGAGCUGGCCGGUCUGUCGGAGCGCUACUCUCAGAAGUGCCUGGAGCUGAACAGAGCCGAGCAGGCAAACGCCGAGAGAGAGCGGGAAAUCAGCCGCAAAGAGAGAGACAUGGAGCAGCUGAGGAAAGAGAACUUGGAUUUAAAGGCCCGUUUGACGGAGGAGAUGACCCGAACACGAUCUCCAGGCACAUAUUCGAGCUCAGAGAACCACACAGACAAGACGCCCUGCGAAUUAGAGGUUCUCCUCAGAAUGAAAGAGAACGAGAUCGAAUAUUUACACAAAGAGAUCAGCUGUCUGAGGAACGAGCUACAAUUUCUCAACGCGGAAAAACAGCUGGCCUGUGAGCGAUACGCAGAGGUGCACGUGGAGCUGAACGGGAUGAAAGGCCGAACCGAGCGGGAGAUUCAGAGUCUGAAGGAGCACCUGAGGCUGGCCAUGGCUGCUCUGCAUGAGGGACAAAAACUGGGGAACAGCCUGGACCACUGAGAAGCUGCUGCUGGUACUAAUGCUGUGAUAGUGGGAGUCAGACGCCAUAAUACAGG